CACUGCGUGUGAAACAGCUGAGAGCAAGUGGGGAGCUGCUGUCUUUAGUACCAGUGUCUCCCCUCUCAGUGUUAUUGCGUGCAUCGGAGCUGAAUGCUUCGCAAAGCGUACGCCAAUUACAAUCAACUCAUUCGACCCCCUCUCCAUAAUUGUGCCCCUCUCGUACGACGUGUUGUUGACAUCGAGUGACCGAGAGCAACGUACGCGAAAUAAACUUUAACAAAGGCAACCAGCAGCCACUUUAGUCGUUAAGUGACUUUCGCCUGAGACGCAGGAAUCGCGCGCCUUGCAACGCAGCAGACAAAGUUACAGCUCACCCACACAUAACGGUAAACAUAGAUAUGUGGAGACAAUAAAGAAGAAAGAGCCACCUUGUUCAUUGUCUCAAUACACAAUAACUGUUGCCUGCCCAACUGGGAGUAAAAAACACAUACGCACGUAGAGAGCGACCAACACGACACAAUACACGAUGACUGAGAACGUAGAGCUGAUGAACAAAUAUGGUGAACCAUUGCGAUAUGAUCGCAAUUUUCAGGGACCACGACAACGUGAUCGCAGCUGCACCGAUGUUCCAUGUCUAAUUAUCUUUCUGCUUUUCCUGGGCGGCUGGGCAUUCAUCGCCCAGUAUGCGCUAAGGAAUGGAAAUCUCAACACUCUUAUGAUCCCAACGGAUAUGUUCAAUCAGAAGUGUGGCAAAGACUCCAGCGUGCUGAAGAAAAACUAUUUAUUCUUCUUCAAUCUGGACCAAUGCAUCGAUCCGUUGGUACCCAUAACGGGCUGCAAAACACCGCAGGUUUGUGUUGAGAAGUGUCCCUCGGAGACUUUUGUGUGGGAUAGCAUGAAGGACACAAAGAGUUUCGAAGACUUGAAGCAGCGUCUUAUCUGCAAAACAGAUGCCGAUAAGGCGGCCAUUUACUCCAAGGCAGACAUACAACGCGCCAUUGACGAGAAUCGUUGUGCUCGCUAUUACAUCAAAAGUGAACCGUUUCUCAAUCGUUGCAUGUUCGAGUUCUCGGAUCAACUGUGUGAACUGCUGCCUAGGGUAUUGUUUCGCAAUCGUCGCGACUUGCCAUUGCUGCUGCCGGGAAAUGCGAGCCAAAGCCAAGAGCUGGAAAUGCAGGCAAUGGCAUUGACUCUGCAAAGCGAUGCACAAGCUCUUGUGGCGCCACAAACAAACCCACGACAGGUGCCAGUCGAUGAGCAGGUGGGACAAUGUCGUCGCCAGCAAUUGAAUGGUGCUGUCAUCAAGGAGAAGAUGAUGCAAACGGACACACGACUGGCCAAAAUGGUAGGCAACCUGGUGGCUCAUUUCUACAAUGGCACACAUGAUGCCCAACGACUGGGUGAGGAGAUUGUUGAGGAUCUGGUCAACUCGGCAACGAUUGUGCUCACCACUUUGCUGCUGACAAUGAUUGCUUCGCUGAUUUUCAUCUCACUGAUGCGUUGGUUGGCUGCGCCCAUACUUUGGUUCUCCAUCUUUGGCGUGCUCAUCGGACUGAUGGCGGGCAUCUAUUACAGCAUUAAGCAGUACACAUUCUGGAAGAAUACGCCGACGGUGCCGCACCACGCCUUGAAUCUGCAGAGUCAGCUGCAGAAUCUGCUGCAGAAUGCCAACAAUUGGUUGUAUCUGUCCAUAUUUCUGUGCGUUUGCUUUGUGAUCAUUCUGUUGCUUGUGAUUGUGCUGCGCAAGCGCAUUCGCAUUGCCAUCGCAUUGACCAAGGAGGGCAGCAAAGCGGUGAGCACCGUCAUCAGCACCGUCUUCUUUCCCAUCUUCUCAUGGGCACUCUACAUCGUGGCCAUUGCGUUUGCCAUUGGUGUUGGCCUCUAUCUCGGAUCCAUUGGCGAUCUAUCGUUUCGGAUGGUGCGACGUAUUGGCGAAAAUGGCGAAGUGACCAAGGAGCAAUGUGUCUGCAAUGGUCCAGCCAUUAACUACACUGUGGGUGCAGCCUGUAAUCCAGAGAUAUUCCAGCAGUACUGUUACAUCAAUCAACGGGUUGAGUCGUGCAUUGAGACUACAUGCAGUUUCAACGAGAUAUCCAAUCCACCGAAGGUGGUCUGGUCUAUGGCAUACAAUAUCUUUGGCUUCCUUUGGCUGAGCUUCUUCAUUUCGGGCUUUAGUGACAUGGUCUUGGCUGCCACAUUUGCCCGUUGGUAUUGGACAUUCAAGAAGCGAGAUGUUCCAUACUUUACGCUGACGCAUGCCUUCUGCCAGACAGCGAUCUAUCAUCUGGGCACUUUGGCAUUUGGCUCGCUCAUUCUGGCCAUUUGCCGAGCAAUUCGUCUGAUAUUGGAGUACAUCGAUCAUAAGUUGAAGAAGUAUGAUAAUGCCGUCACUCGAGCCAUUUUGUGCUGCAUGCGUUGCUUCUUUUGGCUGCUGGAGAACUUUUUGCGAUUCCUCAAUCGCAAUGCGUACAUUAUGUGCGCUAUUCAUGGAAAGAAUUUCUGCUCCAGUGCCAAGGAUGCAUUCAAUCUACUUAUGCGAAACUUUUUGCGAGUCGUCACCUUGGAUCAGGUCACCGACUUUCUAUUCUUUCUGUCCAAAGUACUGCUCACGGGAGGCGCAGGUGUUGCUACUUACUAUUUCCUGGACAACAAUCCGUCUGUAAUCCAAUUAAAUCACAAGGCCGUGCCAACGACAGUGGUGGUAAUUGCUGCUUUUCUCAUAACCAGCGUCUUUUUUGGCGUCUACUCGAUGGCCGUGGACACGCUCUUCCUCUGCUUCCUGGAGGAUUGUGAACGCAACGACGGGACACCCGAGAAACCAUAUUUCAUGUCCAAGCAGUUAAUGAAGAUAUUGGGCAAAAAGAAUAAAUUGCCACAACGUCAGCGACUUAGCAAAUAGAGCGGAAAUGAAGAAUGGAGUAAGGAGUUUAGCAAUAUAACGCACCACCAAAGCAAUAUGCAAGGAACCAUUGAAAAUGACAGUGCAAAAUGUAGUUGAAGAAUGAGAAAAAAGAGCUUUGCUUGGUCGACAUACGAGUAUAUAAGACAUAUUUCUAAAAACAUACAUAGAUAUAUAUAUACAUGUAUACAAAUAUUUAUUGUACGAUAUAAUAACCAACGGGUUGUGCGCGAUUAUUGCUCAUGAUAAAUUUUUGAUUAGAUGGUGGCAACAUUUGAUUAGGGUCAGCUGCAAAUCAAUUUUUUUAUAUUACAUGCUACAUGUAAACAAAAUGUAAACCAUCUUAUGUUCCACAUUUGCCAAUAUGUAUUCAAAAAGAACAAUAUCAUUUGCAUCAUCUCGUAAAGUGUAAAUAGAAUAACAAGAAAUUAGUAAUUCAUGCGCAUAUACAUAGUAGAUUAACUCAUAUACAAAUGUUUAUGGCUCAGCGCGAUCAUUGAAAUUGGGUGCUCAACAAAUGAAAAAAUGAUGUGAUAGGCGCAGAAGAGGCAUAAAUCUAAAUAUAUACAACAUACUACAUAUAUAUAUAUACAAAUUCUAAAGACAACCAAAAGCAAUAUUGUGCAAUUUGUUGCGAAGAACUUAACUUAAAUCUCAGAGAUAUCAAUAAUGAAACGACUUGAAAUGAAAUGAAUUAUAAGGCUAAGCAGUGACAAAUUGUUAGCGAGAUAAAUAUGAAGAUUGAAAAAGAGAACAUACCAUAAGGUAUUUAUUUUUGUUUAACUUUUACAACUAUUUAUGCACAUUUUGAAUUUAUUUUUGAGUUUCUCUUAAUUUUUGUGAGCAUAAUACAUACUUGAAUUUAAUAAAAUUGAAUUCAAACUUGAAUCACAUUCAUAAACAUAGUACUAUAUUUUAUCAUUUUGCUAAGCAAAUGUUCUAAUUAUAUAAACUGGUUGAAAAAUUGAUUUAACACAAUGGCAGUAAACAGCGCAAAGUAAAACACAUAUAUUCAUACACAAAUUAAAU
Messenger RNA from Drosophila sulfurigaster albostrigata, 3871 nucleotides. RefSeq names its product choline transporter-like 2 (gene Ctl2). The record is from RefSeq and is a predicted model, not a curated record. Gene Ontology annotation, cellular component: membrane. Gene Ontology annotation, molecular function: transmembrane transporter activity. Lineage: Eukaryota; Metazoa; Arthropoda; Insecta; Diptera; Drosophilidae. Gene Ontology annotation, biological process: transmembrane transport. Bases 470 to 2842 code for a protein of 790 amino acids. The transcript is spliced from 4 exons.